Messenger RNA from Pelodiscus sinensis (Chinese soft-shelled turtle), 3528 nucleotides. The record is from RefSeq and is a predicted model, not a curated record. Lineage: Eukaryota; Metazoa; Chordata; Testudines; Trionychidae.
AUGGUACAUUCUCAGAUGCUGGAUCCCACCUAUAAAUUUGGGAUCACAUCACGUGAGAUGAGAUCCUCAGGUGAAAAGGGCAGCUACAGAGGAACAGUCCUGUUUGGAGAUGGGCCCAAGCUGAAUUCUGGCGGCAGAGGUACAAUCAGAUCAGCUGUGAACAGCUUACAUAGCAAAUCUAAUAGAGCUGAAGUAGUAAUAAAUGGCUCUUCAUCUCCAGCUGUUGUUGACAGAAGUAAUGAAAGCAUUAAGCACAACAUUACACCAGCUUCAUUCAGAUGGAGACACAACCAGACACUCGCUUUGAAGAUCAGGAAACAGAUCUUGAAGUUCCUGGAUGCCGAGAAGGAUAUCUCGGUGCUGAAGGGGACCCUGAAGCCCGGGGACGUCAUCCACUAUGUCUUUGACAGGGACAGCACCAUGAACGUCUCACAGAACCUGUACGAGCUGCUGCCAAGGACACCGCCCCUGAAGGGCAAGCACUUCCGGACCUGCGCCAUCGUGGGCAGCUCGGGGAUCCUGCUGAGCAGCGGCUGUGGGAAGGAGAUUGACGCUCAUAACUUCGUGAUCAGGUGUAAUCUGGCCCCUGUCCAGGAAUAUGCCUGGGACGUGGGGACGAAGACAGACCUUGUGACCAUGAACCCUUCGGUCAUCCAGCGGGCUUUCGAGGACCUGGUGAACGAGACCUGGCGGGAGAAGCUGCUGCAGCGUCUCCACAGCCUCAACGGCAGCAUCCUCUGGAUCCCAGCGUUCAUGGCCAAGGGGGGCAAGGAGCGCGUGGAGUGGGUGAACGAGCUCAUCCUCAAGCACCGCAUUGACGUCCGCACCGCCUACCCCUCUCUGCGCCUGCUCCAUGCCGUCCGAGGGUACUGGCUCACAAAUAAAGUGCACAUAAAACGACCCACCACUGGCCUGCUCAUGUACACGUUGGCCACCCGAUUCUGCAACCGGAUUUAUCUCUAUGGCUUCUGGCCUUUUCCUCGCGAUCAGAACCAGAACCCUGUCAAAUAUCACUACUAUGACAGCCUGAAGUACGGCUAUACCUCCCAGGCAAGCCCUCACACCAUGCCCUUGGAGUUCAAAGCCCUAAAGACGCUGCACCAGCAAGGCGCCUUGAAACUGACUGUUGGAGAGUGUGAUGGGGCCACGUAAGAUAGGCGUCUGUGGCUCACGUUCCUGCAGGCGACACACCACGGGAGAACGAGGGAGCGGGAGAAAAGGAUGAGCAGUGGCUAGUAGGGUUGGUUUUCUUUGUUAACGUGCAGAACCGUGACACAAAUAUAUAUACAUGGUGCCUAUAUAUAUUGACCUGAGUAUUAUAGUGUGUGGUGUUUACCAAGGGAAGGAGAGACGAGUUGCAGAAAAGGCUGAAGCUGCCAUCCAUGCUCGAGGCUUUGCCUUGGGCUGGUGAGCCUCAGGAGGAAGUUAGUUCUACGACGUCAACAAUGUUUGAAGGUCACCUUGGUUUUUCAGAGUACUUUAGGGUGACGGGUAAAUGUUAGCCCACGUGUGUAACUGGUCCAAGGUGGGUAGUUAGGGUCUGUGUGGCCAAGAACCCGGGUGCUGGCGCUUCCCAGUGUAUAGUGUUCUUGGCUUAGUGCUAAUAAUGGGGUUGAGGGGGGAGUGGGGAGGGAAUCUUUCUUUGGAGCUAAACAGCUGAGAGGUUGCCUGAGUGACUGGACAAGAACUUAGAAAUGCAGCAGGACCCCGCAGAUCACCGCAAUCCCUUCCCUGCAUCCGAGCUGCCUUACUGCCUCCCGGCACGUAGCAUCGUCCAGGUGGUCACCGGUCCAGAUCGAUCCCAGGUGGUUUGGCGAGAAGAACAGCCACUGUCAGAGUAGCCUGUUUGGAAAGGCCACUGGACUCCAGACAGAGACCUUGAGCUGCAGUGUGAGAUUCGCCUAGGAUGUGACUGUGACUCCAGGAGAUACCGGAGGGAGCUCUCAAAGGCAGGCUGAUUGUAAUGAGGCUGUCAGUGGAGACACAGGGCCUUCUGGGAGACCACAGAGGGGCUAGCAAAGAUCAGACUGGGCUGACAGUCUCAGAAGGAUGCUGUGUUUAUGUUUUUUUAUUCCUCUCCUUGAGAACUAACAGAAAAAGCAAAAACACUGGAAUGUAGCAGGUGGGCUGUUGCCGAUCAGCACAGUCAGUGCUAAUGCUUUGCCAGAGACAAAGGGACUAAGCAUCUACCAGAACUCUUGAAAACCAUAAGCACAUUGUUAACUCCCAAUUCCCAAUCACUACCUGUUAAACAGCCCAUUCUUCUCCCCACUCCAAAAUUAGUAAUGGGCCUAAGUAUCAGCUAAGCAGAAAAAUCAAAAGUGAGGAUUUAAGGGACCCUGUCAAGAUUAAAUCAUACGGGUAACAUUCACCUCUGCGCAGAAAACCAUCAUGAGGCCAGUGCACUGUUUAAGACUCUGAUAGUCCUUCUCUGGAAGACUUAAACAGGACAACAAUGACCCUUAAGUAAGGAUGUUAGAUGGAGAUUAAUUACGUGGUGUCCAACCAGUUCUGAAGCAGUAGCCACUAUAGUAGCUACUACUAUAGCCGACUAGCCACACUCACCCAGCCAAAUAGCCACAUGUGGCUGGCAUGUUGGACACCACGGGAUUAAUUGAACAAUCAUGUAACCGCAUCAAAUAUUACCAGUUGCACGACUGUUGGCUCUUCCCCGCGGGCAGGGCCGGCAGCCAGUGCACUCCCGGCUGCACUCCCAGGGAACCCCUAGUCAUCCUCCAAUGCUGCCUCUGUAUCAAAGGCAGUGGCAUGCGGUGGCAGGGGUCCACAGACUGGCGCCUGCCUGCUGCUCUACGCUGCUGCCUCUGGUACAGAGGCAGCAGUACAGGGCAGUAGCAGCCCCUGCAGACAGAGGCUGUGCCAGCAUCCCACAGAGCAACCUUCCCUGACCCCCACUGCGCUGCUGCCUCUGAGAGAUGCAGCAGUGGGGGAUGCAUGUGAUCGAUAAGAUUAACUGAUGAGAUCAGGCUUAUCGGCUAAUCGGUAUUCAUCUAAACUAUGACAACCCUAGUACAAAGAUGUCAAGCUGGCCCUCCACAUAGGGGUGAAUUUUACACAUAGUUUAAAUACAUCAGUCCCUUUCCCAGCAUUGCUAUUCUUAUUUACAAUAAGAGUGAAGUUGUUCCUAAAAAACAAAUUUGGUCUUCGCUUUGCCAGGGAAACUAGAUUGAUCGGGUUAGUCAAUUUCACUGCCAGUUUCUAUUUCAGUUUGAUUUCCUAAUCUCAUUUGUCAGCAGAAUGCAGUUGGGUUUGGAUUAGAAAAGAGUGCAAAAGGUUUAACUUAAACAAAACCUGCAAGAAAUGGCUUUACAGAAUUUUGUUUAUAACCAUGAAAAGUUCCUUUUGUAUUCAUUUUUUUUUUAAUUGACAUGAUGCCUACAUUGUGGGGUUAAACUACAUGCUAUCCCUUUGAUAUCAUCUUUAUUAAUGACCUGGAUGGAUUGCACCCCCAGAAAAUUUGUGGAUGACACUAAGAUAGGGGUAGAGGUAGAUACGUUGGAGGCAGGGAUA